GUGGGCACUGAAAUCCACUUCACCCAUGCCUAUUUCCUGUAAUGGACGAACUUGAUGCUAAUGUGAGUUCCAAGGAGGGUUUCGGGUCAGUGGAGAAAGUUGUGCUGCUCACGUUUCUCUCGGCGGUGAUCCUGAUGGCCAUCUUGGGGAACCUGCUGGUCAUGGUGGCUGUGUGCAGGGACAGGCAGCUCAGGAAAAUAAAAACCAAUUAUUUCAUUGUAUCUCUUGCCUUUGCGGAUCUGCUGGUUUCGGUGCUGGUGAUGCCCUUUGGUGCCAUUGAGUUGGUUCAAGACAUCUGGAUUUAUGGGGAGAUGUUUUGCCUCGUCCGGACAUCUCUAGACGUCCUGCUCACAACGGCAUCAAUUUUUCACCUGUGCUGCAUUUCUCUGGAUAGGUAUUACGCCAUCUGCUGCCAGCCUUUGGUCUAUAGGAACAAGAUGACCCCUCUGCGCAUUGCAUUAAUGCUGGGAGGCUGCUGGGUCAUCCCCAUGUUUAUCUCUUUUCUCCCUAUAAUGCAAGGCUGGAAUAACAUUGGCAUAAUUGAUUUGAUAGAAAAAAGGAAGUUCAACCACAACUCUAACUCUACGUACUGUAUCUUCAUGGUCAACAAGCCCUAUGCCAUCACCUGCUCUGUGGUGGCCUUCUACAUCCCAUUUCUCCUCAUGGUGCUGGCCUAUUAUCGCAUCUAUGUCACAGCUAAGGAGCAUGCCCACCAGAUCCAGAUGUUACAACGGGCAGGAGCCCCCUUAGAGGGCAGGCCUCAGCCGGCAGACCAGCAUAGCACUCAUCGCAUGAGAACAGAGACCAAAGCAGCCAAGACCCUGUGCAUCAUCAUGGGUUGCUUCUGCCUCUGCUGGGCUCCAUUCUUUGUCACCAAUAUUGUGGAUCCAUUCAUAGACUACACUGUCCCCGGGCAGCUGUGGACCGCUUUCCUUUGGCUCGGCUACAUCAAUUCUGGGUUGAACCCCUUUCUCUACGCCUUCUUGAAUAAGUCUUUUAGACGUGCCUUCCUCAUCAUCCUCUGCUGUGAUGAUGAACGCUACCGAAGACCUUCUAUUCUGGGCCAGACUGUCCCCUGUUCAACCACAACCAUUAAUGGAUCCACACAUGUAUUAAGGGAUGCAGUGGAGUGUGGUGGCCAAUGGGAGAGUCAGUGCCACCCCCCAGCAACUUCUCCUUUGGUGGCAGCUCAGCCCAGGGACACUUAGGCCCCUGGGGCAGUGACUCAGAAGACAGCCAUGCCUCCAAGAGAGGGCCAGGUCCUAAGCUGCUGCUUGUGCGUGACUACACCCGGUGUUCUCUUCACCCGAGCAUUCCGUCCAUCCGUGCAAGCACCCCAUGCCCAGCGGG
Equus caballus (horse) is the source of this 1350-nucleotide messenger RNA. It is a transcript of the gene HTR4, whose product is annotated as 5-hydroxytryptamine receptor 4. Gene Ontology annotation, biological process: adenylate cyclase-activating adrenergic receptor signaling pathway; G protein-coupled receptor signaling pathway, coupled to cyclic nucleotide second messenger; chemical synaptic transmission. Gene Ontology annotation, molecular function: G protein-coupled serotonin receptor activity; neurotransmitter receptor activity. NCBI's taxonomy places the organism in Eukaryota, Metazoa, Chordata, Mammalia, Perissodactyla, Equidae. The record is from RefSeq and is marked provisional. Gene Ontology annotation, cellular component: dendrite; plasma membrane.